Spirodela intermedia is the source of this 3618-nucleotide messenger RNA. The record is from the annotation of a GenBank genome assembly. Lineage: Eukaryota; Viridiplantae; Streptophyta; Magnoliopsida; Alismatales; Araceae.
AUGGUGGGUAGGCAAGCUAGACGGGAGGCGUUGUUCUUCGCCGCCCUCUUCCCCACCCUCAUCACCCUCUCCGCCGCCCGAGAUACCCUCGUUCCGGGCGAUCGCUUGGAAGACGGCAGUUCCCUUGUCUGCUCCGAUGGCAGCUUCAAGCUGGGAUUCUUCACGCCGGGGAAGUCGAAGUUCAGGUUCCUGGGUAUCUGGUACAACCAGAUCCCCGUCCAGACGGUGGUCUGGGUGGCUAACCGUGAUAACCCCCUGCCGGACAAAACCGGCGUCCUAUCCAUCUCCAUCAAUGGCAGCCUCUCCCUCUCCGACUCAAAGGGGGUGGUCUACUGGUCGACGUCGCCGACGAGACUUGCCGGGCCAGUAGCCAAGCUUCUGGAUGACGCCAACUUUGCCGUGGGCGGCGCUGGCGAAGCCGGAUACGUCUGGCAGAGCUUCGACCAUCCCACUGACGCCUUCCUCCCUGGGAUGAAGUUGUGGGUCGACCGCCGGACCGGGUUGACAAGAAACUUCACUUCAUGGAAGUCCGACGAAGACCCUGGCACGGGGAACUGCACCUUCUUCUUGGACUCUAAUGGGAUUCCGCAGAUAUUCUUAGUCCAGGGCACCAAGCGGCUGUGGAGCUCUGGGCCAUGGGUAGGAGGAAAAUUCAGCGGCGUCCCGGGGAUGAGGAGCUACGGCGUGUACAACUUCUCCUUCGUCUCAAACGCCGACGAAGCCUACUACCUGUUCAGCAGCCGGAUUAAGUCCAUGCUGACAAGGCUGGUGGCGCAGCCGAAUGGUCGGAUAGAACGGCUGGUGUGGAUGGAGGGCGAAGGGAAGUGGAACGCCUUCUAUUCUGGGCCCAAGGACCGCUGCGACGCCUUUGGUUACUGCGGCACCUUCGGCGUCUGCGACGCCAAAGAGUUUCCGAUGUGCAGAUGCCUCCAAGGUUUCGAACCCAAGUCGCCGGAGAACGGGAAUCUCAGGGACGGGAAGGACGGUUGCAGAAGGAGGACGGAGGUGGACUGCCUAAAUGGCACCGACGGGUUCGUCUUGGUGGCUAACGUGAAGCUUCCCGACACCUCGGUUGCGGUGGUGAACGAGAAGAUGGAGGCGGAGGAGUGCAGGGAGGCGUGUCUGAGGAUUUGCUCCUGCACGGCCUACGCCACUGGUGAGAUGAUCGACGGCAGCAGGAGCGGCUGCAUAAUUUGGAGUGGCGUGUUGACGGACCUCCGGGUCCACGACAAUGGCGGGCAGGACCUAUUUGUCCGCCUCGCACUUGCCGAUCUAGGUACGGUAGGUGAAACCACCACGUCCUUCAGCUUGGGUGGAACUCGUCUUCUAGGUAUUCAAAGUUGUCUAGAGUCUGAAGGGAACGGGGACUCACCAACAAUCUCGAGCCAUUAUUUUGGCAAGCUUCCUACCAUCAUCAACGGGGGGGACUGAGGUCACGCGCGCUGUUUAUUUAAUUAAUUCGUACAGAAAUUUGACUCACUCUGCAGCUUUGUCGCCGAGUAAGGCAAAGAGAAGACGGGUAGCGGCAGCGGUGUCGGCUGCGGUGGCGGUGGCGGUGGCGGUGCUGGUGGGGUUGCUUCUCCUUGGGUUGCUCCGCGGCUUUGUCUGGCGGCGGAGGAAGGGUAGUUAUACAGGGCCAGAGAACCCUUUUCUCAGCUCCUUGGCUCUCUCCCUCUCUAUCUUUGCGCCUUUCGUUCUAUGUCCUGCGUGCAUCUCUCUCUGUCUAUCUGUUUCCUUCCCCCUCUCUCCCGAAAUGGAUGGAUAAUCUAUCCCGUACCAUCAUUAUACAGUGAUCCUCGGAAACUACCCCAACGUGAAGAGUCAAAUCUGGAACCAGGAGAUUACCAGAUCAGGGGAGCUGGAUCUCCCCUUCUUCGACCUUGCCGCCAUCGCCGCCGCAACCGACCAUUUCUCCAUCGACAGUCUGCUCGGCGAGGGCGGCUUCGGGCCCGUUUACAAGGUCAACUAACUCGCCUAUUCGACUGAUUAAUCUCUCGUUAAACUUGAAGACUCGAUCAUCUAAUUUUUGAAUUCUGGGGCGAUAGGGGCGAUUAGAAGGGAAACAGGUGGCAGUGAAGAGGCUGGCGAAGAGCUCGUCGCAGGGCGUGGAACAAUUCAUGAACGAGGUGAGGCUGAUAGCGAAGCUCCAGCACCGGAACCUUGUUCGGCUCCUCGGCUGCUGCAUCGACGGUGAGGAGAGAAUGCUCGUCUACGAGUACAUGCCCAACGGAAGCCUAGACUCCUUAGUUUUUGGUCAGUCUCUCUCCGUCUACUUCCUUCUCCCUUUCUUUCUUUCUCCCUCUCUCCCUCUCCCCCCCCUCUCUCCUUCUAUUGCCUCCUCUCCUCCCUUCUCUGUAUAUCUUGGUCUCUUCCUUUGUUAUCUAUCUAUUUGCCUCCGGGUCCUUCUCCCUCUGGCCCUUCUUCUCUGUAUAUCUUUACCUCUUUCUUGCCAUCUAUACAUGUCCAUAUCUCUCUACAGCCUUGUUCCUCUCUCUCUUUCCUCUGGAUCAACAUCUCUUUCCAUUUCUCACUGUCAAGCUAUCUGCUACCCACUCUCUCUCUCUCUCUCUCUUCCCCCCCCCGUGUGUAUCUCUUCCUCUCUUUCUACAAGGGUGUCUUAUAUCGUGGCAGACAAAACCAAGGCGUCGCUGCUGGACUGGGGAACGAGGUGGCGGAUAAUAGGGGGGGUUGCGCGCGGGCUGCUCUAUCUCCACCAGGACUCCCGCUUCAGGAUCAUCCACCGGGAUCUUAAGGCCGGCAACGUCCUCCUCGAUGACGGCAUGAACCCUAAGAUCUCCGACUUCGGCAUGGCCCGGAUCUUUGCUGGUGACGAGACCGAGGGAAUCACUCGAAGAAUCGUCGGAACCUAGUUAGUCUCCUCUCUCUUUCUCUCUGUCUCAUCCAUCCCAUCCUUCUAGCUCCUCCUGACUACCUCUGUCAGCGCCUUCAACGCUCGACCGUAUCUAGCAGCUGCUGAUCUCCUUGCUGCAGCGGGUACAUGUCGCCGGAGUAUGCCAUGGAUGGGAGCUUUUCAGCGAAAUCCGACGUCUUCAGCUUUGGCGUCCUCGUGCUCGAGCUUGUCAGCGGCAGAAGAAACAGGGGCAUCUUGCACUCCGAUUGCAACCUCAAUCUCCUGGGCUAUGUAAGUAUCGAGCAAGAGCGGGAGAAAGAGAAAGAUAGAUAGAUAGAUAGAUAGAUAGAUAGAUAGAUAGAUAGAUAGAUAGAUAGAGAGAGAGAAUCUAUAGACCAACCAUAGAGGAGCUUUAACGAUAAGUUUCUAAUCUCACCAUGGGUGGGUGUUCUUCGCAGGCAUGGAGUUUGUGGAAGGAAGGCAAAGGGCUGGAGCUGGUGGACUCCUUGCUGGGGUCCCCCAUCCACUUGGCGGAGGUGGACAGGUGCAUAAAGAUCGCCCUCCUCUGCGUGCAGGACCGACCGGAGGACCGGCCGGAGAUGGCAACGGUGGUUCUCAUGCUUGGCGGCGACAGCGCAGCGGUGGCGCACCCUAAGCAGCCGGAGUUCGUAGUGGCGAGGCCGCGCAUCGCGGGCUGCUCGACGUCGAUCAAGGGCCUCGCCUGCACCGUCAACGACGUCACCCUCUCCGCCGUCCACGGUCGCUGA